Molecule: messenger RNA, 738 nt
Organism: Lolium perenne
Lineage: Eukaryota; Viridiplantae; Streptophyta; Magnoliopsida; Poales; Poaceae
Source: RefSeq, a predicted model, not a curated record
AUGGGCUUGAAUUGGAUCACAUCGGCCAAGAACAAGAAGGCAACGGCGAGAUCCCAGCACAACAAGGAUGCCGCAGUCGACCUGCACGAGCUCGCUAGCGUAUCCCGCGCGGCUCAUGCGGUCGGCGAUGGCGCGCAGCUCGUCAACAUCGUCGGGGCGCACGAGGUCGAAAAGGUGGUCGUCGAAGGGCUUGAUGCUGAUGCUGGCGCUACGGGCGGUGUCGAUCUGCUCGCUUGCUGCCGCUUGCCCGUGCCGACGCGCAUCUCCAAUCAGGUGGAGCGCCACCGGCUGCCCGAGAUCGCUUCACGGGGUAGCUGGAACCUCCAAUCCCACACGGGCGCGAGAUCCACCGCCGUCAAUCGCGCCCGCGCGCAUGGUAGCUGCCGCCCGCUGCCCCCGGCUCAGGGCACUAGCGCCAGGACCAUGGAAACUGCGUGCACCACAUUGGCAUCGGUGGAGGAAAUGGGAUUUCCUCUCCCCUCCCCUCCCCGCUCCUCUCGCCUCGCCGCCGUCCCGCCGCCGCCCGACCGCCGAGCUCCCUCGCCGUCGCCCAGCCGCCGAGCUACCUACCCGCCGCCGGAACCGUUGAAGCUCCCGCGCCGGCCAGCGCAGCCCCGCCCCUCGCCGCCAACCGCCUCCCCGUCCGUCCCAGCAGGCAGCGAGAAGGUAAGAGACGCGGAGCACCGCCUCCGCCCUCUCCGUCCUUGCCCCGCUCUUCUAUCGUUCGCCAGGAAGUAG